Molecule: messenger RNA, 1815 nt
Organism: Alternaria postmessia
Lineage: Eukaryota; Fungi; Ascomycota; Dothideomycetes; Pleosporales; Pleosporaceae
Exons: 1
Coding region: 1-1815 (604 amino acids)
Molecular function (GO): hydrolase activity
Source: RefSeq, a predicted model, not a curated record
AUGGCGGACCGACUCCCUGCGCCGCCAUCGGCAGAAGUCCGGGAGCAACAGAAUACUAUGAAAGCAACCCGUUUCUCCUUACGAUGGCUGAAGAGAAGGUUAGCCAUCAUCAUGAUUUUCUCCGGGAGCACUGUCCUGCUGUUCUGGUACUUUGGCGCUUUUACCUAUGCCAGACCAUAUCAGCCUGGCACGCCACAACGACCAAGUCCUCCGAACCAUGAGACGCCAGAUGGAUCGCUUCUUGUCAGCUUACCGGAUUAUGGAUCGUUCCAGGGCACCCAGAUGCUCAUGAACUUGAAGAAGACUGAGACCUUCAGUCGGCCAGUGGAUGCAUGGAUGAAUGUUGAGUAUUCCACGCAACCAGUUGGUCAGGGGAGGUUCAUGCCGGUAACAUGGCCUGAACCUUUUGAUGGUGUCAAGGAUGCGACAUCUACUGGGCCGGCAUGUUUCCAGAACAUGUACAGCUCGCUCGGACAGUCUGAAGCUUGUCUUACCAUCAACGUGUACCGACCCUCAGGUAUUCCUAUGGACCAGAAACUGCCAUCCAUGGUCUACUUGCACGGAGGAUCAUUCGUAUCGGGCUCUCACCGCAGUUUCGACGGAGCGCUGUUUGUGGAGAAGAGCACAGAACCCCUCAUGGUUGUUACUGUUCAGUAUCGACUUGGUGCGCUGGGCAGCUUGCCAGGCAAGUUUAUGGAAGAAGAGGGCCUUCUGAACCUGGGUAUCCGCGACCAGAAAAUGGCUCUGGAAUUCUUGCAAAAGUAUAUCGGCGAUUUUGGAGGCGACAAAGACCAGAUCACCCUCGGUGGUCAAAGUGCUGGUGGUCAUUCGGUUGGCAUCCACCUGUUCCACGACUACAACGAGGAUGCCGGAAAGCCUUUGUUCAGCAAGGUUAUCAUGUCUUCUGGUUCGCCAACUGCGCGUGCCUUCCCAGGUGUUGACUACCCUAUCUACCAACGCCAAGUCUCAGACAUUAUGGAUUAUCUGAAUUGUCCUUUGUCACCCAGCUCUGCUGCCCUGGAGUGCCUCCGCGCCGCCGAAGCCGAUGACAUCCAGUUCAUGUCCUCUUCGCUGUAUAACGCCCACAACUACAACAUCACUUGGCCCUGGCAACCUGUCUCUCCUGGCCCCCUCCUUGAGAAGCGCGGUUCAACCUCCGGCGAAGACGGCACCUUUUUCAACAUUCCCAUGUUGAUUUCCUCCACAACCGACGAAGGUAAAGCCUUCGCGCCACAAGAUCUACGUACCAACACCGAUUAUCUCAACUUCUGGAAGACUCUCGUUCCAGGUCUAACAGCUGAAGAUCUUUCCGAUCUUGAGACCCUUUACCCUGAUGUAAAGCCAGAGGCUGGCACACUGGGCUACGUCUCGGACCAGUUCGAGCGAGUAUCGGAGGCCUACGGAGACUACUCUUAUAUAUGCCCAGUUCAAGACACGGCUUCCGUUCUUUCCUCAACCUCUGCCCCAGUCUACAAAGCGCGCUGGAACACACCAAAUUGGGCGGCCACAUACCUGGGCGUGCCGCACGCUAGCGAUUCCUCAUACUUUAACGGUCAAGCAAACACACAAUACCCAGUGAUCGCGGAUAUGUACAGCGCUUACUGGGCGAGUUUUAUUGUCAGUGGAGAUCCGAACACUUAUGCCUUGCCAGGCAGCGCAACCUGGGAGCAGUACGAGGGAACUGGAAGCAGGCAACUAGUGGUCAAUCCCCCGACUAUGGGUGGCGCGAUGAUGGAGGACGAGGGCACAGCUAUCAGGAUGGAGCAGUGUGCUUGGUGGAGAGAUCCCGAGAGGGCUGCGAGACUCAACAAGUGA